This is a messenger RNA of Drosophila santomea, 1205 nucleotides long. RefSeq names its product BTB/POZ domain-containing adapter for CUL3-mediated RhoA degradation protein 3. The record is from RefSeq and is a predicted model, not a curated record. Gene Ontology annotation, biological process: protein homooligomerization. The transcript has 2 exons. Bases 190 to 1095 code for a protein of 301 amino acids. NCBI's taxonomy places the organism in Eukaryota, Metazoa, Arthropoda, Insecta, Diptera, Drosophilidae. Gene Ontology annotation, molecular function: protein binding.
UUUCUUACAUUAUUAAGCUAGCUAAAAAAAUACCUAUAUAUAUAUUUACAGUGAAACAACAGUACUAUUUUACCAUUUCUUAUUCCCAAUAAAUAUUGUCGGCAAAUUUACAUUAACGAAUGAGGAACGACUGAUUAAGUCAUGAGAAUGCGGUAGCUGAAGCCUAAAAGCUAGAGAACAAAAAUAUCAAUGUCGGAAUCAAUGUCAGGUGACCACAAAAUUUUAUUAAAAGGCCAUUCCUCCCAAUACUUGAAACUAAAUGUUGGAGGUCAUUUAUAUUAUACCACAAUUGGGACACUUACAAAAAAUAAUGACACAAUGCUAAGCGCAAUGUUUAGUGGCAGAAUGGAAGUACUGACUGAUUCGGAAGGAUGGAUUUUAAUCGACCGCUGUGGAAAUCAUUUUGGUAUUAUUCUUAAUUUUUUAAGAGAUGGUACUGUUCCGUUACCCGAAACUAACAGGGAAAUUGCUGAAUUGCUUGCCGAAGCCAAAUACUACUGCAUUACCGAGUUAGCUAUUUCUUGUGAACGAGCGCUAUAUGCGCAUCAGGAGCCAAAGCCAAUUUGUCGCAUUCCACUUAUAACCUCACAAAAAGAAGAGCAACAUUUAUUAAGCGUUUCUUCAAAGCCGGCUGUCAUUCUUGUGGUACAGCGGCAGAAUAACAAGUAUUCAUACACAAGUACAUCAGAUGACAACUUAUUAAAAAAUAUUGAACUAUUUGAUAAGCUUUCUUUGCGCUUUAAUGAACGAAUUUUGUUCAUUAAAGACGUAAUUGGGCCUAGUGAAAUCUGUUGCUGGUCAUUUUACGGACACGGCAAAAAAGUGGCUGAAGUAUGUUGCACUUCAAUAGUUUAUGCGACUGACAGAAAGCAUACCAAAGUUGAAUUUCCGGAAGCUCGUAUAUAUGAAGAAACGCUACAAGUCUUGCUUUAUGAAAACCGCAAUGCACCAGACCAAGAACUCAUGCAGGCAACGUCUUCAGCUCGAGUUGGAAGUGCUAGUGGAACCAGCAUUAAUCAGUAUACAAGCGAUGAGGAAGAAGAACGCACAGGAUUGGCGCGAUUACGAUCUAACAAGCGUAAUAAUCCUUCCUGAUUAAUAAAAAGUAAUUACAUAUAAUUAAUAUAGUUUUUAUAAAUGACUAAAGAAUAUAUAUGUUUGUUUUUUUUUAUUUAAUAAAACUCACAAUUUCUGCGUUGUAUUAA